AAUAAACACAAAGGUGCUGGAGGCGGUCCGGGAAGGUGAGGCCGGGGCGCCCCCGCGCUGAUCCCGGCCUGCUUUUUGUUUUAAGUCAGAGGUGCUAAAUACCUCCCCCGCUGAGAUAAAAGAUGAUUAAUGCCUCGGAUUGACACGUUUAAUGGCCGCGGGGCGACUUGAGCCACUUCAUUAGGCUGAGCCGGGGGGCCGUGCUCGACACAACACGCGGGGCCAGAAAAGCGAACGCUGGCCUUGUUUUCGGGAGGUUCACCUUUGAAGUGGCUUGCGGGACAACUAGCGUCCUCUACAAAAGCAUGGAAAUUGGAUUAGCUCUCACUUGCUUCUUUUGACUCCGCAGCAGUGACAUUUAAGGCCGAAGCUCGUAUAAAUAACAAGAGGCGUUGGUGGGGCGAGAGGGACACUCUGGGUCUGGCGAGCUAAGGAGCAGGAUGAGGGAAGUGAGAGCCAUGCACGUAUCCCGACAAGGCCUCUUUCUGCUGUGCGCACUCCACAUGACACUGGCGACGGCGCUCAACAAACACAUGGACCACCGGAAUCUGUUCACGCAAAGGGUGUGUUGCAGGCGACAGAGUCACUUGGUCUACAUCGGUCAAGACAUCUCAGGCAGUCCCAUUAGUGUGGAUGUGGGCAUGUGCAGGCCGAACUGCGGAGGGGCAGCGGCCAGGCCACCUCACGCGGCCGGAGCGCAGGACCUUGCGCAACACGCAUCCAUGCUGGAGUUCCUCAGGAGCAAAAAACUGAGGAUGCGCGGGCCAGUCGCGGCGGAAGGCGUAAAGCCCCGCAAAACGACACUGUCCUCGUGCGGCGCGAACCACGCGUGCCAGCCGACGGGCCUGCGCGUGGACCGGGUGCUCCUGUUCGAGGGCCCCCGCGAAGUGGAGGUGAUACAGGAGUGCCACUGUGAGAUCCAGCCGGCUCAGUGCAUGCGCGUGCCCUCGCUGAGGACCUUCUACUCGGAGACGCCCUACGAGAGCGUCGUGGACGUGGGCGGGUGCUCGCAGUCCAAGGGCGCGCCAGAGGGAUUUUCCUGUGUGCCCACCAAAUUCAACUCGGCCCUGGUGGAGACCCCCAACAAAGUGGACAUGAUCCAGACGGUGGUGGUCUGCGAGCUGAAGGAGAGCUGCUACCGGGUCCCUUACGUGGAGUACUACUACGAAAUCGUGCAGCACGACGACGGCGUCAAGGAGGAGAGACUCAGGGAAGUGGACGUUGGCAGAUGUAUGGGACGCUGCACCGCAGGAAACCGAUGCCUUCUCAGGAGUCCGUCGGACCCCGAAAUCUGCCACUUGUGGGCCGACAAACAAUCCAACUUGUGUGUGCCUCAGGGAUACGAGCGCCACGCAUUCCUUAGCCAGCACGGCAAGAUUAGCGCCAUCCUGUCCAUCACGUCCUGCCACUGCCCCAACUGAACACUCACAAAGACACGGAGCCCCCUACUGGAUAGAAGUGCGCAUGACAUGCUCGCCAAGCCACCUCGUCCAUCUUUCGAACCGUCCC
Messenger RNA from Hippocampus comes (tiger tail seahorse), 1509 nucleotides. RefSeq names its product pinhead (gene pnhd). The record is from RefSeq and is a predicted model, not a curated record. NCBI's taxonomy places the organism in Eukaryota, Metazoa, Chordata, Actinopteri, Syngnathiformes, Syngnathidae. The transcript has 7 exons. The coding region runs from base 441 to 1421 and encodes 326 amino acids.